Limanda limanda (common dab) is the source of this 339-nucleotide messenger RNA. RefSeq names its product BET1 homolog. The record is from RefSeq and is a predicted model, not a curated record. Gene Ontology annotation, molecular function: SNAP receptor activity. The transcript has 4 exons. The coding region runs from base 1 to 339 and encodes 112 amino acids. NCBI's taxonomy places the organism in Eukaryota, Metazoa, Chordata, Actinopteri, Pleuronectiformes, Pleuronectidae. Gene Ontology annotation, biological process: endoplasmic reticulum to Golgi vesicle-mediated transport; vesicle fusion with Golgi apparatus. Gene Ontology annotation, cellular component: Golgi trans cisterna; SNARE complex.
AUGAGACGUCCCAAUCUGGGUGAAGGAGGCCCCAGGGAUUAUGUCGCCAGCGGGUACAGUGUUCACGAGGAGGAGAAUAAACAUCUGCAGGAGGGACUGGGAGCCAAAGUCAACGCGCUGAAAAGUCUGUCUAUCAACCUCGGAACGGAAGUCAAAUACCAGAAUAAAAUGCUUGACGAGAUGGACUCAGACUUUGACUCAACCGGGGGCCUGCUCGGUGCAACCAUCAGAAGAGUGAAGCAGCUGUCCAGACGCAGUCAGACCAAGCCGCUGUGCUACAUUCUGCUCUUCUGCUUCUUUGUUUUCUUCGUCCUGUACUCCCUCAUCAAGCUGAGGUGA